This is a messenger RNA of Nematolebias whitei (Rio pearlfish), 930 nucleotides long. RefSeq names its product olfactory receptor 1038-like. Gene Ontology annotation, cellular component: membrane. Lineage: Eukaryota; Metazoa; Chordata; Actinopteri; Cyprinodontiformes; Rivulidae. The transcript has a single exon. The coding region runs from base 1 to 930 and encodes 309 amino acids. Gene Ontology annotation, biological process: G protein-coupled receptor signaling pathway. The record is from RefSeq and is a predicted model, not a curated record. Gene Ontology annotation, molecular function: olfactory receptor activity; G protein-coupled receptor activity.
AUGAUCAACUCAACACAGGUUUCAUAUUUUAUUCUUAGCUCUUACUUUGAUAUUAAGAUGCUCAAAUACUUAAUGUUUGUGAUCAUUUUGUCUUUAUAUGUUGUUAUAGUUGGUUCCAAUGUUCUGCUGAUCGGGGUUAUCUGCAUUAACCGGACUUUACACGAACCUAUGUACAUUUUUAUGUGCGUCUUGUUUGUGAAUCAGCUUUUAGGCAGUACCAGCUUGUUUCCAUUCCUGCUGGUCCAGAUCCUCUCGGACGUUCACAUUAUUUUAGCUCCGCUCUGUUUUCUGCAGAUUUACUGUGUUCAUACCUACGUUUCAGUAGAGUUCCUGAACCUGGCCAUCAUGUCUUACGACAGAUAUCUGGCCAUCUGUUACCCCCUGCAGUACAACUCACUGAUGACGCUCAAGAAAGUCGUAGUUUUUAUUGCGGUGGAAUGGUUAUUCUCAUUUCUUGGAAUUAGUGUCUUCACGUCUCUGAGCUUCUCUCUGCAUCUGUGUGGAAACAUCAUCAACAAGUUAUACUGCACCAACUACUCCAUCGUCAAACUGGCCUGCUCCGAUACGACACUCAAUAAUGUUUAUGGGCUUUUAAGUUCCGCUGUGGGAAGUCUUGUACCAGUUUCUUUAAUUCUCUACACCUACUUAAGGAUCCUUAAAGUUUGUUUUUCCGGAUCGAAACAAACCCGACAGAAAGCUGUGAGCACGUGCACGCCUCACCUCGUGUCUCUGAUCAACUACUUCUUCGGGGCUGUCUUUGACAUUUUACAGAGCAGGUUUGAUUUGAGCAGCGUUCCAAAUGUCGUGCGGAUAUUUUUAUCGUUGUACUUUCUGACAUGCCAGCCUCUCUUUAACCCGUUAAUAUACGGCCUGAACAUGUCUAAAAUACGCAGCGUGUGGAAAAGUCUGUUUUCAAUCAACUGGAGAUAA